GUGGUGCCGCGGCCGUGUCGCCUGCGCUGUUGGAACAAAAAUUAUUUGAUCUUCGCCAAGCUGCCAAAGCAGGAUUUCUCGUACUGCUACAAGAACGAGGUAAGGAUGACAGUAGUCAGGCGUUAGAUGCCGUCCAGGCGAGUGUUCAGUUGAUGGAGGAUAGCCCCUACUUCAAUGCCGGCUUCGGGUCAUCGUUGACCAGUUCGGGUGAAGUUGAAAUGGAUGCGAUAAUUGCUGAUGGAAAGCGACUUGAUUUUGGGGCCAUUUCUUCGGUCACUUCAUUCAAGAACCCAGUCCAGGUUGCCCGUUCUGUUUUAGACUGCUCUGAACACUGCCUCUUCACAGCGGAGGGCGCCCAGCAGUUUGGACAGCAGCAAGGCAUUCCUUUGAUCGAGCGCAGCCAACUGGUUCAUAAAUACGCAAAGGAUCGACUGGAGGAGUUCAAGACCUUCAACAAUGCCAUUUUGUGUGAUCAUGAUGAGGAAAAGAGCAGUGGUGAUCAUGAUACUGUUGGCGCAGUGGCAAUUGACCAGUUUGGCAAUUUAGCUGCGGGCACCUCUACGGGUGGCAUAACCGGCAAGCAGCCAGGAAGAGUGGGCGAUACGCCUGUCAUUGGCUCGGGGGCCUAUGCGGACAAUUUAGUGGGCGCCGUCUCCACGACAGGCCAUGGAGAGGCAAUAAUGCGCGUCUGUCUGGCUCGAGAGGUGCUCUACCGCUACCAGCAGAAUUUGGCGCAAAAUGGCGACAAUGCAAUGCAGGCGGCUGUAGAGCAGUCACUGGAGCUGAUGAGAAAGCGCGUCGACGGCUUCGGCGGAGUGAUUGCAGUGGGCGCUAGGCAAGAGAUUGGCAUUGCCUUCAACACCAAAGGCAUGCCCUGGGCGUACAUCUCCAGUGCAGACCUAGACGGCGAAAAGCUGGCCCAGCUGAAAGCUGACAACAGCUACAAGAUUCAAAUCCACUACGGCUACAAUCCCGGUGACCACGG
Messenger RNA from Rhagoletis zephyria (snowberry fruit fly), 985 nucleotides. The record is from RefSeq and is a predicted model, not a curated record. Lineage: Eukaryota; Metazoa; Arthropoda; Insecta; Diptera; Tephritidae.